Ilex paraguariensis (yerba mate) is the source of this 213-nucleotide messenger RNA. The record is from the annotation of a GenBank genome assembly. NCBI's taxonomy places the organism in Eukaryota, Viridiplantae, Streptophyta, Magnoliopsida, Aquifoliales, Aquifoliaceae.
AUGGAGGCGAGGAGAACAAAGGCAAGUGAGGCUGAGGCUCUAGGGGUCGACACCAAGGGCGAUGCUCCAUGGGUGUUGUGCACUGGCGAGUGGGUAGAGGAAGCUGAUAUCGAGGCACCGCUAGUGACUGACACUGAAGGUAAGGCAACGCUAACACUGGGUGAGAUAUGGUCGGUGACGAGCGCUGAUUAUGGAGCAGGACUGGGACUCUAG